GCAUGCUGAGCAGGAGGAGGAGCGGGUUUUCUGUCAACCACAUGGCGAAUGUUGACGCUUUGUGUCACCUGGCUUGUUGGAUGUGAGCGGGGCAGCUGGCAAAUGUGCCAGCUAUUACGGAACAGUGAGGCCUGCGUCUCUCCGCCCACGCCGCAAGCUGCCGGGACGCGCCGGCGCUUUAAUGCAGCGGACCCUGUGAACUGUGUUAGAGAAGCUGGGAGGGAGAGAGCCGGCGAUUCCUGCCUCAUUCAACAUAAAGCGUCUCUUAUUUUGAAAGGUGGCACCGGAAGUGUGCUCCUUUAAAUUCCUCUGCCACCACAUUCUUCUGUCAGUCCGGAGACGGGAUAGUGCAACUUUUUACCCCAAAAAUGAGCGACAAAGGACUGUCAGACGAUGCGGCGGCAGCAGCGUGUAAAGACGGGGACGCUAUAACGCAGGACUUCAUGAUGCAGCAGACGAUGUUGAGGGUGAAAGAUCCAGUGAAGUCCCUGGAUUUCUACACCAGAAUCCUCGGCAUGACGCUCCUGCAGAAGUUCGACUUCCCCUCCAUGCGUUUCUCCCUCUUCUUCUUGGGCUACGAGGACAAGAAGGAGAUCCCUGCAGAUGUGAAGGAAAAGACGGCCUGGACCUUCUCCCGGCGGGCCACCAUCGAGCUGACGCACAACUGGGGUUCAGAGUCCGACGAGAGCCAGUCGUAUCACAACGGGAACUCUGAUCCACGAGGCUUCGGACACAUUGGGAUCGCUGUUCCUGACGUUUACGCAGCCUGCAAAAUGUUUGAAGAGCAAGGAGUCACGUUUGUGAAGAAGGCCGAUGAUGGUAAGAUGAAAGGCCUGGCCUUCAUCCAGGACCCCGACGGCUACUGGAUCGAGAUCCUGAGUCCCAACACGAUGGUGUCCAUCACCUCCUAAAGAAAUCCUGCUGCUGCUACGGCCAGGCCUGCCGUGGCUCCACCGGGGGGGGCAUCAUGAGAGUCAGGGGGGGGCAGGACCGCCGAGGCCUCCAGGGCCCGGGUCCUGCCUGAUACUGGACUGAUACUGGACAAUCAAUGAGCAGAUAGAUUAGAGAGGAGCGACUCUCUCCUGGUCCUCCAUCAUCAGCUGUACAUGUGGUGCCGACACGCUGGAUCUGGUAAUAAUAAAUGUGAAAGCAGACGGA
This is a messenger RNA of Cololabis saira (Pacific saury), 1158 nucleotides long. It is a transcript of the gene glo1, whose product is annotated as glyoxalase 1. NCBI's taxonomy places the organism in Eukaryota, Metazoa, Chordata, Actinopteri, Beloniformes, Belonidae. Bases 369 to 911 code for a protein of 180 amino acids. Gene Ontology annotation, molecular function: lactoylglutathione lyase activity; metal ion binding. The transcript has 7 exons. The record is from RefSeq and is a predicted model, not a curated record.